UUGAAUUUUUUGUUUUAUUUUUAUUUGGAUUUUCUGUUCAUGUAAAGGAGCUUAGAUCAUUGCACAGUGAAUUAGUGAUUUUUCUAGCAUGCCUUUAAGAUUCCAACAUCAAACUUGUUUUUAAAUUUCCACUGCUUUAGAUUUGGUUUUCAUAUACUUUUUCAAGAAUUCCAAGCCCUGAGAAAGAGGCCAGCUAGCUUAUAUCGAUUCAUUCCUAUUGUCUUUUUGGAGUUGCAGAUUCUUGAAUGUUGCUAAUUUAUACUGUAGUUGAUAUCAUUGAGUUUUGGUGUAUUAAGAUUGUGUUCAAAGCUAAUUUACCAUUUCAAAAAAAAAAAGAUUAUGUUCAUAGCUUGAAAUUUGUUUGAUUCUAGCUGAAUAUGAUGGGAUUUAUCUCUUACUUGUAUGCAGUAAUCACCAUUGAUUUUCCUUUUUUGGUCGUUGAUAAAGAUUAAUGACUUUCUCCUUUUAUUAAUCCUAGGAAAAAAUCUCAUCCUUCAGUGAAUAAAGUCACCCUUUGACCCUAUUCCUGAAGCAAUUGAGAUAACUAUAUGCAGCGAACAGGAACUGAGUUCUGGAUUAUUGCCAAAUCACUGAGCUUGUCCCCAAAGUUGAUUCCUUUCCCCUAUGGAUCGACUUAGUGAGCUGCCUGAACUGAUACUGGUUCACAUCCUCUCAUUCGUGAACAUGAGAGAUGUUGUCAGAACAGCCAUUCUCUCCAAACGCUGGCGACACCUGUGGUCAACUGUCCCAAAUCUUGAUUUUAGUUAUGAUGAUUUCUAUCCCUAUCAGAAUUAUGUGGACUUUGUGAAUCGGACCUUGCUUUCUCGUGGCACUUCUAAGAUCAGAAGACUUAAAAUUGGUCUCUUUUUAAAUGCUAGUUAUCGUAAAGAUUAUGAUGGAUGGAUUCUGUAUGCUGCAAAGAAUAAUGUAGAAGAGCUCUUCUUAGAAUUUAAUCAAGACUGUUGCUAUUGGUUCCCACCUCAGUGUGUGUAUCGCAAUUCUUCAUUCAAGACAUUGAGUUUGUGGAGCUGCAAGUUUAUACAUGAUGUGCAAAUAACUUGGAACUUGUUGACAAAGUUAACCCUCCGGUUCUCGGUGUUGGGGAAUCAAGAUGUUCAUAAGAUUAUGGUGGGUGCUCCAAAACUGGAAUUCCUUGAGUUGGAUUCAUGCUGGGGCUAUGAUGAUCUGAAUAUUGAUUCUCCUUCUUUAAGAACACUGAUUGUAUGUGAAUGGGAAUCAGUUGAGUUUGAACAUGGUCCCAUCAUGACAAUUUCAGCGCCCAAUGUUCAGACCCUGCGCCUAUCAGGAUUUCUUUAUAGGAAGUGUAUUUUGAUGAAUGUGCAGUCCGUUGUUAAUGCCACCCUCAGUAUUCAUCCGCACACUGGUUUCAGAGGUGAAAAGAAGAACUUAAAAGGGCAGCAGGACAACCUAAUGGAGCUAGUUAGGAGCCUUAAACAUGUUGAGAACUUAACUUUGGGUGCUUGGUGCGUUGAGGUUCUAGCGCUAAGGGAGAAGAAACGCAUUCCUUCUCAAGUUUCAACUCACAAAUGUGUCACAUUAAGUAUACAUAUGAAGGAAGAUGAUCUUUUUGGAACAGUUAACCUGCUAAAAGGUUCACCAGCUCUGCAGAUGCUAAUAAUAGACAUGCAAUAUGUACCCUAUGAACAGCCAAAAGGCGUGGAGCUAGCAGAUUCAAAAAAUUUCUACAAUUCUAAUGGCGCAAACUACUUAGCGUCACAAGUGAAGCACGUUAAAUGUUUGCUGCACCAUUUGAAGACAGUCAAGAUUACCCAGUUUGUGGCAAAAACCUCCGUGUUUCCAUUUCUGGAGUUCAUUUUGAAGAACGGGAAGGUACUAGAGAAUGUAGUAAUCAUAGCAAAAAGGGUAGAUGCAAAUUCACCAGACUACUUGCUAAAAGUUGCUCAAAUAUUACUAAGUCUGCCUAGGGCUUCCUCCCGAGCAGUUGUUACGCUCCUCAACUGACGACAUUAAGUCAUUUUGUAAUUCGAUAAUUCAUCAGCUUGUUCGGAAGCUGCAUGGAUUAUGUUUUAUUUCUGUGGGGUGUCAGACAUCUUAAAUAGUUCAAACAUGUUUUUCUAAAGGUGGACUAAUGCAUUUUGUGAAGGUAAAUGUUUCUCUUUGUUGUAAUAUCACUAUGAUGCUUCUUGUCUCCUGGAUAUUAUAUAUUCUGUUGCCUCAAGUUAAUACUUGAGUAUGUAUAUCCCAUUAGGAUUGUUGUCAAGUCUUUAAA
This is a messenger RNA of Nicotiana tabacum (common tobacco), 2251 nucleotides long. NCBI's taxonomy places the organism in Eukaryota, Viridiplantae, Streptophyta, Magnoliopsida, Solanales, Solanaceae. The record is from RefSeq and is a predicted model, not a curated record.